Coccomyxa subellipsoidea C-169 is the source of this 1419-nucleotide messenger RNA. RefSeq lists its product as hypothetical. The record is from RefSeq and is a predicted model, not a curated record. Lineage: Eukaryota; Viridiplantae; Chlorophyta; Trebouxiophyceae; Coccomyxaceae. Bases 7 to 1419 code for a protein of 470 amino acids. The transcript is spliced from 8 exons.
GGAAAUAUGGGUAAAAAAGGAUAUGCUUACAUAACACGCAAAAAAGACUAUGAAACGAUUACUUUGGCACUCAAAGAUCCUCAGAAAAUCACACGGUUGGCCGGAAUUAUGGAAAGCAUAAAAAGGAAGACGUACACCAUCAAUACGCCGCACAUACAAGGAGAGUUUUAUCAAAUCAAAAGUGACACCCACCUCAAGGAGUGGUUGGGGGACGACUUCCCAGGAAAAAAAAGAUGGAAGACCGGCCCUGAGGCCUUGGCAAUCUUGUUCAACGCCUAUAGGUUGGACACAAGCGGUGCUCCACCAAGUACACCAAAAAGCCUCGAGGGGAAAGCCAGCGUAUUGAUCGCUAAGGCACAAUUCGAUAAAGACGGAUUCCUCCCUCAGGUGACCAAGGAGCAAUUCAUGGCUACCCCAAGGGCAAAGCUCGCCAGCAAGAGAGGGCGAGAGGAGGAUGAUGCCCAGGGGGACUCGCAGGAUUCCCACAUGGAAUCAUCCCAACACACAAAGAAGAGGAAACUCGACGCAGACGAAGAUACCACCGCCGUCCAGGCUGGGACGAAAGCAGGCCGCGGGAGCAGCGCUGUGUUAAUACGGCCAUCACAGCUGGAGGCAAACAAUGCAGAGGGAGCCAAGGGACAGCGCCCUGCCGGCGACCAGGGAGGAGGUGCAAUGAGCGGGCAAGGUGCCAAGACAAUUUUAAAGGACAAGGAGCGGCCGCACUCCAGUAAGGAGGCCACUCCAACAAACGAGCGCACACACACCGCACAGAACAAGCCAGAGGUCACAUAUCUUGAGACCCUCUACAAGCAGAAGAUCAAUACCAUGGGCAAGGAGAAGGAGCGGGCACUUGAGGAAGUCGCCGGCCAUGUUGCCCUCCAAGCCGCCUACAAGAAGGAGAAGUUGAGGCUGCUGGAGGAAAAUGAGAAGCUGCAGAAGGAGAUGAAGCAGGUCACAUAUCUUAAGACCCACUACAAGGAGAAGAUCAACACCAUGGGCAAGGAGAAGGAGCGGGCACUUGAGGAAGUCGCCGGCCAUGUUGCCCUCCAAGCCGCCUACAAGAAGGAGAAGUGGAGGCUGCUGGAGGAAAACAAGAAGCUGCAGAAGGAGAGGGAGGAGAUGCAGAAGGAGAUCCGUCAACUGCACCAGAAUAAGGAGGCAUCGCAGGAGAUCACGCUUGCCUUCAACCCUUGUGACAAUCAGACAGAGGCAGAUACCUCCGCAACGGGCGGCGCGAGUGACCCGCAGUUGGUGGACACUCUGAGGCAAGAGGUCGCGCGCUUGCAGAACCUGUGCGACCGACACGAAGCAGACGCUGAGCUCUACCGGGACAGGUACAUGAAGCUGAAGAGGGAGAAGAAAACCGCGAAGGAGAUGGGAGAGUUUGAAGGCACCUUUUCUUUUCCUCAGAUAAUCUAA